This is a messenger RNA of Cuscuta campestris, 1876 nucleotides long. Lineage: Eukaryota; Viridiplantae; Streptophyta; Magnoliopsida; Solanales; Convolvulaceae. The record is from the annotation of a GenBank genome assembly.
AAAAAAAGAAAGAGCGGAGAAGAUUAACAUUUAAUCUUCUCCAUCUCCCUCGUAAUAAGAAAAAAAAUCAAAUUCUAGAGGUUUUUUAGAAAACGGUGGCUCUAAUUCGGGUGUUUCUUCAGGUUCUCAUGGCCCCGAGCAAGCUUAGGAAAGCCAUUGGGGCCGUGAAGGACCAGACGAGCAUUAGCCUCGCCAAAGUGGGCUCCACCGACUCUCUCUCUGACUUGGAGGUCGCAAUCGUGAAGGCGACGCGACACGAGGAGCACCCGCCCGAGGAACGCCACGUGCGGGAGAUUCUCGGCCUGACCCGCUACUCACGGGCCCACGUGGCGGCGUGCGUCGCCGCCGUGUCCAAGCGGCUGAGCAAGACCAAGAAUUGGGUGGUGGCGGUGAAGGCGCUCAUGCUCGUCCACCGCCUCCUCAAUGACGGCGACUCGGCGUACGAGCACGAGGUCUUCUUCGCCACCCGGCGCGGGACCCGCCUCCUCAACAUGUGCGACUUCCGAGACGCGUCCCGCUCGGAGGACUCGUGGGAUUUCUCCGCGUUCGUGAGGACGUACGCGCUUUACCUCGACGAGCAGCUCGAGUUCCGCAUGCAGACCCGUCGCAAAAAGCGGAGAGGUUUCACUUACGACGAAGACGAGGAGGAGGAGGAGGCCGCAGCGGCGGCGAGGGCUCUCACGCCGGCGAAAGAGAUGAACAAUGAGGUGGUCUAUUCAAGAAUCCAUCACUACGUCCACAUUCUUCAACGAUUCUUGGCAUGCAAACCUACAGGUGCUGCAAAGAGAAACAGGAUAGUGCUGGUAGCUCUGUAUCCUGUGAUCAAGGAAAGCUUCGUAAUAUACCAUCAAAUGGCGGAACUGAUGGAGAUCUUGAUUGACCGAUUCAUGGAGCUCAGCAUUCCCGAAUCCGUUAGAGUCCACGAGAUUUUCUGCCGCGUCGCCAAGCAAUUCGACGAGCUUGAGCUCUUCUACAACUGGUCCAGAUCCAGCGGCAUCGCCAGGUCCUCCGAGUAUCCCGACGUGGAGAAUUAUCCGCAGAAGAAGCUCGAUCUCAUGGACGAUCUCAUCCGGGAGAAAUCCGAGAUCGAGUGGAGGAGGCGCAACGAGCACGCGCCGAGAUCGGACGAACGGGAACCGGAUCCGGAUCUGGAUCCGGACAUGAACGCGAUUAAGGCUUUUCCGCCGCCGCCGCCGACGCAGGGAGAUCUAUUGGCGGAGACGAAAGAGGAGGAGACGUCGGAGAAGGAGAAGGUGGCAGUAGUAGGCGAUUUGUUGAGCUUGGCGGGAGAUGAAGCGGCGGCUCCGCAAGACGACGCGGACCGGUUGGCUUUGGCUUUAUUCGACGGUGGUUGUGAAUCGGGAUCCGCCGCCGCCGCCAGCGCGGUUUCGCCGUGGAAGGCAUUCAACGAUUCCGGAGAUUGGGAGACGGCGCUGGUUCAAUCCGCAAGCUACUUGUCGAGCCAGAAGGCACAACUUCCCGGAGGCUUUGACACGUUACUUCUCGACGGGCUAUAUAAACAGGGUACAAUGAAUCAUGCAAUGGCGACCUCCAACACGAUGGCUACCGGGAGUGCGAGUAGCAUCGCGUACGGGCCACCUAUGUUGGCCCUCCCGGCACCGGUUGAAUGCGGGCCCAUCACCCCGCAUGGAUACAUGGACCCAUUCGCAGCGUCACUUUCCAUCCCGCCACCAGGGUACGUGCAGAUGUCGGAAAUGGAGAAGAAACAGAGACUCUUAAUGGAAGAGAAGCUAAUGUGGCAGCAAUAUGCAAGGGAUGGGAUGCAAGGCCAGGCCGGGUUCGCGAAUGUCCAAAUGACCAACUUUUACCCGUACACCCGAACCUAUUGAUCGAAAAAGAAACUGCUCUUUUGGUC